GCUUUAAGGAACCACAAGAUUCAGGUAAACCAAUUCUACUUUAUAAAUUAUAACUAUCAAUAUUUUAGUACAAAAAUGUUGUAAUUUUGCCUUGGACCUAGCGAGGCACGGUUCUAUCUUGACCUAAUCUACAUUUAUGCAUGCAGAUGAAACCGAGUAUAGAAUUUGGUACAAAGAAGACUACUAUACCAAACAACGGUUCUUCUGAACAAAUUACGUCUCAGAUUUGGUCCAAAUCUGGAAACUGUCCCAAAGGGACAAUACCGGUUCGUAGAGUUAGUAGAGAAGACAUAAGCAGAGCCUCUUCACCGUCUCAUUUUGGGAGAAAAACUCCUCACAGAUAUAGCUUUCUCGACAAGGCACUUCAACACAAGGGUAAUUUCAAUAUAACAGCUGAAAAAAUAACUCAUGCCCGCCCAAAGCUUCGAUCGGAGGCCGUCCUUAUCGCCUUAGGGUUCAAUUUUAUUGGAGCUCAAUCCGAUAUAAAUGUAUGGAACCCUCCAAGGGUUCAGGCUAGCGAUUACAGCUCUGCUCAGAUAUGGCUUCUUGGUGGCCUCUCAGAUACUUUUGAAAGCAUAGAAGCUGGUUGGGCGGUGAAUCCACGCGUUUUCGGAGACUCCCGCACACGUCUCUUUACCUAUUGGACUAAAGAUGGAUACACUAAAACAGGGUGCGUCAACCUCUUAUGCGCGGGUUUUGUGCAAACAACUACUAAGUUUGCCUUGGGUGCAGCAAUAGAACCUGUUUCGACUACCUCGCAAAAACAACAUUACAUCACCGUCAGCAUGUUCUUGGAUCCAAACAGCGGGAAUUGGUGGUUGACUUGUGCAAAAAACGUAAUAGGUUAUUGGCCGGGGACACUCUUCACCUACCUUAAACAUAGCGCAACCGCUGUGCAGUGGGGUGGAGAAGUACAUAGCCCUAAUGUGGGGAAGAAGCCACAUACGAGAACUUCAAUGGGGAGUGGACAAUGGGCAUCUUACCUCUGGGCCCAAGCUUGUUACCACACCAACAUUAGGAUCAAGGACUAUUCCAAGCAGAUCAAAUACCCCACGUAUCUCUCCGAGUACGCUGAUGAGUACGACUGUUAUUCGACAAAGCUCCACCGGAAAACAUAUAUGUCAGAGCCCCAUUUUUACUUUGGAGGACCUGGCCAAAAUUCUCGUUGUCCUUAAUCUUCUGUUGAAUUUGUCGAUGUUCAGUCUCUUUUUUGUUUUUCCUAUGUUGGAGUUACAAACGUCCAAAGAUGAAGAUGAUGACGUUUUGGAAUCUUAGAAUUUUAGUUCCAAACUUUUCGUUUUAAUUCUCUUUCAAUCGAUCUUAUGAGGAAAACAUUGUUUAAUCUAGUUAAUUUCGGUCAAAUUCAUAAAAUUAAGGGUAUAAU
Messenger RNA from Arabidopsis arenosa, 1384 nucleotides. The record is from the annotation of a GenBank genome assembly. Lineage: Eukaryota; Viridiplantae; Streptophyta; Magnoliopsida; Brassicales; Brassicaceae.